AUGGCGCCCUCAUCAUCACCGCUGCCGGGCCGUCUCGUCAUACUCUACGCAUCGCAAACCGGCAACGCCAUAGACGCUGCUGAACGUGUAGGCCGAGAGGCUGAGCAUGGGGGCUGCCCAGCUGUCGAGGUUCUCUCCACGGAUAGCUUUAAUCCCAGUUGUUUGCCUGACGAAAGGUUUAUGAUCUUCAUUGUGUCUACCAUGGGGCAGGGAGAUCCCCCAGAUUCCAUGAAGAAUUUUUGGAAAUACCUUCUCAGAAAUCAUCUGGGUGCGCGAUGGCUGAAAGGAUUGCAUUAUGCCGUGUUUGGGCUCGGCGACAAAAGCUAUAGGGAGUACAAUUUUCCUGCAAUCAAGCUCGAUCAAAGGCUUUUUGAUCUUGGUGCCAAACGAAUCACAGAGAGAGGCUUGGGAGAUGAUCAACAUUCUUUGGGAUACGAAGGAGAACUAGAUCCAUGGUUGUUAUCUUUGUGGACAUCCCUGAAUCGAACAAAUCCAUCACUGCUACCAAGAGUAUCUGACGCCAGUCAUCGUAAAUUAAAUAUUUUGGGGGAUGCAAAGGUAGAAGUCAUCUAUUACUCGGCUCCGCAAGCUACCGACAUUUCAGACUCCAAGAUAUUAAUUGAGAAAGCACGCUCAAUGUCCCCUGCUCUAAAGUGCCAUAAUAGCAGAGAGCCACAACACAUGUUACAAAUGGUAACAAAUCAGCGUUUGACUAAGGGAGACACUGACAGAGAUGUCCGCCACUUUGAAUUGGAAGAUCGGCGUUCUGCCAUCAGCUAUCAAGUUGAUGAUGUUCUAGAAAUUUUACCAAGUCAGAAUCCAUCACUUGUUGAUGAUUUCAUUAAGCGCUGUAACUUGGAUCCCGAUUGUUACAUUACAGUUCGAACAAAGGGUGGGGACAACGUUCCUAAAGAUCCCAUCAAGCUAAAGACCUUUGUUGCUUUGACAAUGGAUGUCACAUCAGCUUCCCCUCGGCGAUAUUUCUUUGAGGUCAUGAGCUAUUUUGCAACAGAUGAACGUGAAAAAGCAAAACUUCAGGAUUAUACUACUCCUGAAGGAAGGGGCGACCUUUACCGGUACAAUCAAAAGGAGAACCGGACUGUUCUAGAAGUAUUGGUGGAUUUCCCCUCGGUGCAAAUGCCUUUUGAAUGGCUGGUGCAACUGACGCCUCCGUUGAAGAAAAGAGCCUUUUCCAUUUCGUCGUCCCCCUUGGUCCACCCAAAUCAGAUACACUUGACGGUCAGUGUAGUAUCAUGGCUUACUCCUUGGAAGAGGGUGCGGCAUGGUCUCUGCUCCACAUGGCUAGCGGGGCUCAGUCCAAAUGAAGGCGAUCAACUUAUACCAUGUUGGAUACGCCGAGGAUCGCUGCCCCGCCCACGGCCAUCGGUUCCUCUCCUACUCAUCGGACCGGGAACAGGGUGCGCGCCGUUCCGCGCAUUCGUGGAGGAAAGGGCCGCACAGAGCGCGGCGGAUCCAACUACUGCUCCUGUUAUGUUCUUCUUCGGCUGUAGAAACCAAGACAGCGAUUUCCUGUACAAGGACUUCUGGCUGAAACACGCGCAGGGGCAAGGAGGGGUGCUGUCCCACGAAAAGGGCGGCGGUUUCUUCGCCGCCUUCUCUCGGGAUCAGCCUCGGAAAGUGUACGUGCAGGACAAGAUAAAGGAGCAGGGGGCGAGAGUGCUGGACAUGCUGUGCUCCGAGUCGUCCAAGGCUGCGAUAUACGUCGCCGGGUCUUCAACCGGAAUGCCCGCCGAUGUUACGGCGGCGUUGGAGGAAGUUCUGUGUCAAGAGGGCGGUGUUCCGCGGGAGGAUGCUUCGGGGUGGCUGAAGGAUCUCAAGAGGGCUGGUAGGUUUGUCGUUGAGACCUGGUCGUGA
Messenger RNA from Triticum dicoccoides, 1875 nucleotides. Its product is annotated as NADPH-dependent diflavin oxidoreductase 1-like. The record is from RefSeq and is a predicted model, not a curated record. The transcript has 12 exons. The coding region runs from base 1 to 1875 and encodes 624 amino acids. NCBI's taxonomy places the organism in Eukaryota, Viridiplantae, Streptophyta, Magnoliopsida, Poales, Poaceae. Gene Ontology annotation, molecular function: flavin adenine dinucleotide binding; oxidoreductase activity; FMN binding. Gene Ontology annotation, cellular component: cytosol.